UCACUUUAAAACUACACCAUGCAGACGGCACUUAGUACUGUAAAUCGUACUAUAGCUCAAUUGACAAGUGAUGCUUCAUUUAACCGAAUUUUUAAAGGAAUUCAAGCUGUUUCACUAACAGACAAGUGUUUAACGUGUCGAUUCAAAGUGAACAAAUCUGAAGCUAAUUCACUAAACACUUUACAUGGUGGCUUUAUCCUUGGAGCUGUUGAUUUUAUAUCUACAGUUGAUUUAAUGAGAUUGGGGCAUAUGAAACAUGUGAGUGUAAAUCUUGAAACAUCAUUUAUUAGUCCUGGAAAACUAGACUCGUGGAUAGUAUCGCAUUCUUUUGUGCUAAAGAAAGGUAAACGUUUAGCCUUCUGUGAAGUCAAGUUCAUGGACGAAGAGUCAGGAGAACUUAUUGCACGUGGAAGUCAUACAAAAUAUCUCAUAGAGGAGAAGUAGCCUAUGUUUGGGUGGCUAAUAUCUGUGAUUAUAGAACUACUAGAUAAUAUUUGUUGUGAUUAUUACUGUUAUUGGUUGAAAUAUAUGUUUGCAUGUU
This is a messenger RNA of Trichobilharzia regenti, 541 nucleotides long. The record is from the annotation of a GenBank genome assembly. NCBI's taxonomy places the organism in Eukaryota, Metazoa, Platyhelminthes, Trematoda, Strigeidida, Schistosomatidae.